Molecule: messenger RNA, 3140 nt
Organism: Exophiala oligosperma
Lineage: Eukaryota; Fungi; Ascomycota; Eurotiomycetes; Chaetothyriales; Herpotrichiellaceae
Exons: 2
Coding region: 264-3059 (931 amino acids)
Biological process (GO): monoatomic anion transmembrane transport; phosphate ion transport; polyphosphate metabolic process
Cellular component (GO): membrane
Molecular function (GO): phosphate transmembrane transporter activity
Source: RefSeq, a predicted model, not a curated record
CUUGUCCCCGUCUCUCACGACGGACUGGACAUUCAUCCCGUCUCUACCUGGAACUUGUCUUGCCUUUCAGUUACCAACUUACUGUAUUUACUUUCUACGUAUGCAGUACCACUGACGACACCUAACAACAGUGUCACAGGCCCUCAGUUCCUCCCACCCCCCACACACCACCUACUACUACACUACACACCAUACGCCACAAGAUCUUUUUUUUUAUUUCAAACACAUAAACACACCUUCACACUCCAGUUCCCUCAUGUCGAAUGCACGAGAUUCGGCCUCCUCUUCGUCCAUCUUUUGCUGCUUCUCAUAAUCUCUCUUCCACUACACCGGCCGGUCCGUCCAUCGAACUACUCCCUCUUGUCGAUCGCAGACAGAAACAACAGAAUUCCCCGGAUCAUCACCCUCAACGAGAAUUCAAACGUCUACGUAAGCUCCUGCAACUCGCGGAGCGUGAAGAGAUGAAGUUCUCGCACAGUAUCCAGUUCAACGCCGUUCCGGACUGGAGCAGCAAUUACAUUUCUUACAGCAAUCUAAAAAAGCUCAUCUACACCCUCGAGAAACAACUCAACAAACCUCCCGGCGAGGCACAGGAUGAAGAGAACACGGCCUUGCUGGGCGGCCAGCUGGACCCGGACACCACCUUCAAGCGCAUGCUCGAUUCGGAACUCGACAAGGUGUGCUCGUUUUACAGACUAAAAGAACUGGAAAUCUUUGGCGACCUCGAACAAUUGCUCAAGGAUGCGGAAAAGUACGAGUCGGAAACGAAAGAUCUGGACAUGGACGAGGUCGUCGACCUGGAGAACCGGCGCAAGAUGACCCGGUCCCAGAGCAUAUUCAACGUGCCCUUCCGGCGCAGGAGGCGGGCCUCCACCAUGAGCGUGAGCAUCGAGGGGCCCGAGAUGGAGGAGGACGACAGUGACAGUGACGCCGAAGACAACUCGGCCAUGCUGAGGAAGAAGCCCUCGCACCGGCCGAGGAGCAAGAGUGCGUGGAACGCCACCGGGACUACCGACCGCAUGGACCUGGGCGAUUCGAGAGAGAGUCUCCCGCGCCCGGACUCACCGACCUACUUGAGACGGAGACCUAGUUUGGCCAUGGAGUUGGAAGGUUCGGAACCGGGGGUCAUGUCGGCACUGUACGACUCGGCCAUCACCCUCAAGAAGAGAAUCAUCAACGUCUACGUGUCGCUGUGUGAGUUGAAGUCCUUCAUCCAACUCAACCAGACGGGUUUCAAAAAGGCGGCCAAAAAAUACGACAAGGUGUGCAACCGGGACAUCCGCAAAGACUAUCUCGAAAAGGUCGUCAAUCCGUCGUACCCAUUCCUCGACUCGACCAUGACACGUCUCGAAGAGAACAUCGGCCAAGCCGAAAGGUGCUACGCGGAUAUCGUCACCAAAGGAGACCAAGAUCUGGCUCGACGAGAAUUGCGCCUCCAUCUACGGGAACAUGUCGUCUGGGAAAGGAACACGGUCUGGCGAGAAAUGAUCGGCAUCGAACGCAAAGCACAAGCCGCGAAUUUUGGCAUCAGGCAAACCUUGCUGGGCGGCGUGCAGGAUCCCUCGCAGGCGCGAUUACAAGGGGAUCGCGACGAGAUUUCGACCAAGGAAAUCGAAACUCCCGUCGGUCGUUACAGGUGUCCGAAAUGGUUGUUCAGCUCGACAUUCUUCGCGCUGAUAGCCAUCUUGGGCGUCUUCCUCGUGCUUCUCUUUGUGCCUAUCAUGAAGAAACCCGAACAGCAGAAUUGUCUUGCAAUGCUGGUAUUCGUGUCCCUCUUGUGGGCGACCGAGGUCAUCCCUCUGUUCGUCACGUCACUCCUCGUGCCGUUCCUGGUGGUCGUGCUGCGCAUCAUGCGCUCCGAGGACAAACCGCACGAACGACUCGAUUCGAAAGCCGCGACCAAAGCCGUCUUUGCCGCCAUGUGGACUCCCGUCAUCAUGCUGUUGCUAGGUGGGUUCACCAUCGCCGCUGCGCUCUCCAAAUACCACAUUGCCAAAAUGAUGGCGACGUUCGUGCUCAGCAAAGCAGGCACAAAGGCCCGCACCGUGCUCAUCACCAACAUGUUCGUCGGCAUGUUCUUGAGCAUGUGGAUCUCCAACGUCGCCGCCCCUGUCUUGUGCUUCAGCAUCAUCCAACCCAUCCUGCGCAAUCUACCCGCCGACAGCAACAUGUCCAAAGCACUGAUCCUGGGAAUCGCCCUCGCCUCGAACAUUGGCGGCAUGGCUUCGCCGAUCGCAUCACCACAGAACAUCGUCGCGUUGCAGAACAUGAAACCCGGCCCGAGUUGGGGCGUGUGGUUCUUCGUCGCCAUCCCCGUAUGUGUCAUCAGCAUCGUGCUGAUCUGGCUGUUGUUGCUGGUCUCGUUCAAGCCGGGCCGAGGAACGACGAUCGUGCCGAUUCGCCCGAUGAAGGACAAACUCAACGGCAUUCAAUAUUUCAUCAUCCUCGUCACGCUGGUGACCAUCGUCCUGUGGUGCACGUCGCAUCAACUCGAGGGCAUUUUCGGUGAUAUGGGCGUGAUCGCCAUCAUCCCCUUGGUCUUGUUCUUUGGAACGGGAAUCUUGACAAAGGAAGAUUUCAACAAUUUCUUGUGGACCAUUAUCAUUCUCGCCGCCGGAGGGUUGAGUCUCGGCAAGGCGGUCUCGUCGUCCGGCUUGCUGCACACGAUAGCCCAGCACAUCACGGAAGGUGUUUCGGAACUGUCCAUGUACGGCGUGCUGGUCGUCUUUGCCGCCCUGAUCCUGGUCGUGGCCACCUUCAUCUCACACACCGUCGCCGCGUUGAUCAUCUUGCCGCUGGUCCAGCAGGUCGGAGCGGGAAUGAAUGAACCCCACCCCAAUUUGUUGGUCAUGGGUUCGGCCUUGAUGUGUUCGGCCGCCAUGGGUUUACCUACCAGUGGAUUUCCAAACAUGACUGCAAUUAUGAUGGAAGUUCCAGAAACCGGUGUUAGAUAUCUAAGGGUCAAACACUUUUUGACUAGGGGCGUACCGUCGUCCAUUAUGUCUUUUGCGGUCAUUGUGACUGUUGGAUAUGGUCUCAUGAUGGCCGUAGGCCUGUAAUAUACCAAUAAUAAUUAUGAUAUAUGUCUCUCUCUUCUUUUUAAAAAAAGAGAGAGAAAAAUGAGAUGUCACAACUUUGGG